UAGAUGCCUUCAACCAAGCAUCAACCACGAGUCAUUGCCUGUAAAAAUUGACCUACUCUUCUCUUUUUUGUACACUAUAAAUAACUACUUGUAGAUAAUGCAACCGCAUACGUAGGAUCUCUGCCUUACAUUAUUCUUUCUCCUAACUAUACCAACAUAUUCUUCCUCAUUGUUUCAACGAUCAAGAGAUGAGUAAGGAAGCGAAUCACAGUGAAGCUUCAGAACGUCCACCUCCCCGUUUGAAUGAGAGGAUCCUCUCAUCUUUGUCAAGGAGAUCAGUGGCAGCACAUCCUUGGCAUGAUCUUGAGAUUGGACCUGGCGCCCCUAGCAUUUUCAAUUGUGUGGUGGAGAUAUCAAAGGGAAGUAAGGUUAAAUAUGAACUUGAUAAGAAAACAGGACUGAUUAAGGUUGAUCGAAUUCUAUAUUCAUCAGUGGUCUAUCCUCAUAACUAUGGUUUCAUCCCUCGCACGUUAUGUGAAGAUAAUGAUCCAAUGGAUGUUUUGGUUAUCAUGCAGGAGCCAGUUCUUCCUGGAUCCUUCUUGCGGGCCAAGGCCAUUGGACUGAUGCCAAUGAUUGAUCAGGGAGAGAAAGAUGAUAAGGUCAUUGCAGUCUGUGCUGAUGAUCCAGAGUACAAGCACUACACUGACAUCAAAGAGCUUCCCCCUCAUCGCCUCUCUGAGAUCCGUCGUUUCUUUGAAGACUACAAAAAGAAUGAGAACAAGGAGGUUGCAGUUAAUGAGUUUUUACCUUCGACUGCUGCUGUUGAAGCCAUCCAGUACUCGAUGGACCUUUACGCAGAGUACAUUAUGCAUACUCUGAGGCGGUAGACAUUUCCUUUUCUUUCCAUUUCUCAUCUGUGUUUCUAGUGAUGGAGAUAAAUCCAUCCAUUGAAUAAGUUGGUUUUAUGAACAACACACAGGAUGAUGAAUUCAAUGUUUUGCAAUUUUCUGAUGAAUAUUUUUUGGUUUGUUUAUUUGAACAAUUUUAUGAGAAGGGGUUAUCUAUCCACCUGAAAUACUUGAUUUGGAUUUUCAUUCAA
Molecule: messenger RNA, 1039 nt
Organism: Mangifera indica (mango)
Lineage: Eukaryota; Viridiplantae; Streptophyta; Magnoliopsida; Sapindales; Anacardiaceae
Product: soluble inorganic pyrophosphatase 1
Exons: 9
Coding region: 189-827 (212 amino acids)
Biological process (GO): phosphate-containing compound metabolic process
Cellular component (GO): cytoplasm
Molecular function (GO): inorganic diphosphate phosphatase activity; magnesium ion binding
Source: RefSeq, a predicted model, not a curated record